AUGGACCCAUUGAUUGAAGACUCUGCCAAAGAUGCUGCUCGCUCCUUGAUGUGGGGUGCUUUGUUUUUAAUUCGGCAGGUGAAGUGUAUAGAUGUCAUCGAUGCAUAUAUUGACCGAAUAAAGGAAGUAAACCCAUUGAUCAAUGCAAUUGUCAAGGACCGAUUUGAGGCAGCUCGGCAAGAAGCUCUGGAAGUAGAUCACUGGCUCUCUAAGGAACAAGAAGAUGAAACAACACUAGAAAAGAAACGGCCCUUUUUGGGGGUCCCUUUGACUGUCAAGGAAGCCUUUGAGUUAAAUGGAAUGCCCAAUUCUUCUGGCCUGGUGAACCGGAAGGGCGUCAUCUCCACAACUGAUGCCGCAGUCGUGGCAUUGUUGAAGGAAGCUGGUGCUAUUCCCCUUGGAGUGACCAACUGCAGUGAGCUCUGCAUGUGGUACGAGUCCAGCAACAAGGUUUAUGGCAGAACCAACAAUCCAUAUGAUGUACGGCGCAUUGUGGGAGGGAGUUCCGGAGGUGAAGGCUGUGCUCUAGGAGCUGCUUGCUCAGUGAUCGGCGUGGGCUCGGAUAUUGGUGGCAGCAUCCGGAUGCCAGCUUUCUUUAAUGGUAUCUUUGGACAUAAGCCUUCAUCAGGAGUGGUCUCCAAUGCGGGGCAGUUUCCCGUGGCCAUGGGAGCCCAGGAAGAGUACCAGUGCACAGGACCCAUGUGUCGCUAUGCUGAGGACUUGGAGCCCAUGCUGAGAGUCAUGGCAGGACCUGGCAUCCAUAAGUUAAAGCUGGAUAAAAAGGUUCCGAUACACAAAAUAAAAUUCUAUUGGAUGGAACAUGACGGGGGCUCGAUUUUAGUGUCUCCAGUGGAACCAGAACUACUUCAGGUCCAGAAGAAGGUGGUGAGGCAUCUCGAGACUGUGCUGGGCGCCUCCGUGCAGCACGUCCAACUGCGACAGAUGAAAUACUCAUACCAGAUCUGGGUCACUGUGAUGUCGGCCAAGAACCAAGAUGGCAAGGAGGCGGUGAAGUUCCUGGAGCUGCUAGGAGAUCACGGAAAGCCUGUGUGGCCCCUCUGGGAACUGAUGAAGUGGUUCCUUGGGAUGUCAGCACACACCAUCCCUUCUAUUGGUCUGGGCCUGCUGGAAUCAGUUCUCAAACAUGACCGUCAAACCAAUACCAAGUUUGAAAAAUUACGGCAAACUCUUUGGUCAGACCUUGUAGACAUGCUGGGAAAUAACGGAGUCUUCUUAUACCCCUCCCAUCCUAAAGUGGCUCCCAAGCACCACUUCCCUCUGACAAGGCCUUUCAACUUUUCUUACACAGGUAUCUUCAAUGCCCUGGGCUUGCCUGUGACCCAGUGCCCACUUGGCCUGAACAGUAAGGGACUUCCUCUGGGUAUCCAGGUGGUGGCUGGCCCCUUCAAUGACCACCUGACUCUGGCCGUGGCUCAGUACCUGGAGAAGAGUUUUGGUGGCUGGGUCUGUCCUGGGAAGUCCUAGAGCGACCUUCCCGCAGUUCAGAUUUAAUCGAUUUGUGGGUAACAAAGAUUAGGAGGGACAACUACCGUUUAGUUUUAAAAACACCACGAUACGCUCUUAUGAGAUUAAUGGAUCAAAUCUAAUAAGUGGGUGAAAUAUAACAAUGACAAAUGUAAAGUUCCAUCCGGUUUCAUGAAUAAAUGACACAACACAAAAACAUGACUAUUCAUGUGAAAAAAGACUUAAGGGCUUUAAUGGACUGCAAUCAUCUUAGGCUGCAUUAAUAAAGGCACAUUGUUCAGGACAUGGAACUUGGGGAGACAUUGUAUUCCUUCUAGACUCCGUUCUGACCAAACACUCUGAAGGGCUCUGUUCCAUUUGGGCGCCACAUUUGGGGCAAGAUAUUAACAAGCCUACAUGUGAGAUGCAAGGAUGUAGAGACUACAUGACGCAAGAGCGACCGAAGCACCAGGGAACGUGUAACCUUGCCCGCAAUCUUGUGAUUCUAAGGUUCCUCUCAAUGUUCCGUUCCUUGGAAAGUCACUUUGCCACCUUUUU
Gracilinanus agilis (Agile Gracile Mouse Opossum) is the source of this 2022-nucleotide messenger RNA. RefSeq names its product fatty acid amide hydrolase 2 (gene FAAH2). NCBI's taxonomy places the organism in Eukaryota, Metazoa, Chordata, Mammalia, Didelphimorphia, Didelphidae. The record is from RefSeq and is a predicted model, not a curated record. The coding region runs from base 1 to 1485 and encodes 494 amino acids. The transcript is spliced from 10 exons.